This is a messenger RNA of Aspergillus japonicus CBS 114.51, 2205 nucleotides long. Its product is annotated as Zn(II)2Cys6 transcription factor. Lineage: Eukaryota; Fungi; Ascomycota; Eurotiomycetes; Eurotiales; Aspergillaceae. Gene Ontology annotation, biological process: DNA-templated transcription; regulation of DNA-templated transcription. The record is from RefSeq and is a predicted model, not a curated record. The transcript has 8 exons. Bases 1 to 2205 code for a protein of 734 amino acids. Gene Ontology annotation, molecular function: zinc ion binding; DNA-binding transcription factor activity, RNA polymerase II-specific; DNA binding.
AUGAAGUUUGCUACAGACUACGAAACACGAUUGGCACCUUCAGUGCUACCCACACGCGUCAGUAGCGCCUGUGAACGAUGCCGUCUCCACAAAUCCCGGUGUGAUCCAUAUCGUCCAUGCUCAUUGUGUGUGCGAGCGAAUGUCGAAUGUCGGCAACGCCCUGCAAUUCAACGCCGUGCGGGAAAUAUCCCAUCGGAACUGUUGCGGGGCCCGACCACUGGAGAAAAUGAUCCCGUUACGUCGCUGCGAACAAUGUCGGCGGACAAUCGCCGACAACAUAACCCAAUCUCGUCCUCCAUCGAACCUGGUGAAGCUGAGUCUGCCAUGGGUAUCGCUCGUAAGAUAUGCGAGCUCGGCAGCCAGCAUCUGGACGAGCAAACCACUUCGGCCAUCCCUGGCUACUCAACAAGUAAAGGCGUUUUGCCUGCGCCUGGCACUGGCGCAAAUCGUCGUCCUAUUUCCGCCAUAAUAGGUCAACCAUUUCCUGCGACCGAGACCGUCUACAGCCUUCUGGAUGAUUACUUUGACACGGUUCAUUGGUUUUCACUGGUGGUCUAUGAGCCCAAGUUUCGUCGCAAGCUUCAAACCAUUGCCGAUGGCUGCGCCGACCCUACCCAGCGACCCUUCCUUCUACUACUGGCAGUUAUGCUCGGUAUGGCGGCAUGGUACCGGUCACAACGCAGCCGCCAGGAGACAGCUAACGCCAACGAUAACUGGGCGGACUGGAAUGUGAUGGACCAGCCUUCCGUCCUCGCAAUACAGACUUGUAUUCUCUUCGGUUCGUAUCAUGUCUACCACGGACGACCUAAUUUGUCGUUCACUCUGCUUGGGGCGACUAUCAAAAUGGCACAUGCGAUUGGCAUGCAUCGGGAGCCUCGACGAGGGGACAUCGAUGACAUCGAAGAGCGAAAGCGAGUGUGGUGGACUAUCUACACAUGGGAUCGAUUUGCAUCCAUUACGUACGGCACACCAUUGGGCAUCAACGACAAGGAUUGCAAUUUGAGCAUGCCUGCCGACAUCUACGAAAACCCUUCCUUCGCUCAUCCGGUCUCUGAUGACUCUGCUUCUGUGUGCUAUUCACCAUACCAGAGGGAAUUGAACCGAUUGUAUCUGAUUGCCUCUCCGGCGCUUGAGAUCAUCUUCGGCUCUCACAGUUUUCUUCAUUCAUGGCGACAAUGUCUCCCGAGCCACUUGGUCCUCGAUCUCCAGCAAGACUUCCGUGCAACCGAUGAACAGAGCUCCAAAGCGUACGCCUUGCAAGCCUUGUCGCUUCAUCUAACAUAUGACAACAUUUUGAUCGUGCUCUAUCGUCCUUUAAUCUCAAGGCAGGUGGACCAUCUUUGGACGAGCAACAUGUCACCGGGGGUGGACGAUAUCCAUUCGACUGUUUUUGCGACGGCAGCUGCUCCAGACACGUCUAAAAGAACUCCCAUCCAAGCCAGCACAGCCAGCUCGGAAUUUUGGAUGAAAGCCGCUAUUCGAACGUCCAGGAUAACUGAACUACCUGUGCUUGCGCAACUUGCGACCGAAAGUCAUUUGGUCGCCUUCCUCGCCAUCAAUUUAUUCAACGCCGCGGUUGUCUUGGCAGUAAUGGCCAUAUCCGAGCCGCUUUCCGAUACAGCUCAAGAAGUCAAGCGGACGAUGACCCGCAUUCUCCGUCUACAAGACCUAUUGGGAAAGCGUUCGGCGCUCUCAAGACAGAGUACUCAGGUUUUGAAGAAGGUGGUCACAAUGCUUCUCCGCCGAGAAUCGGCCGCUAUGCUCGCCCCUCUUGCGGAAACCGCCGCCUUCAUCGAGUACGAUACCAAUGGCGACCGAGCUCUGCCUGAUCCGCCUCCCAUGUCUGUUGAAGAGACGCUGCGAUUGCCAUUAAAUGCGACUUUGGACAUGGUGGAUCCCUUGGUGGGCAGCCAGGGCAGCUCUAACUUCAAUCGCGCUGGCCGCGUCAACGAAAGCUUGACUUCCGUUCAGUACGUCAUGGUUCCUGGCCAGGAUUACACGCUCCACGUCCCCGUACUAGGAGAAAAUCAGCGGGGUCAAUUGCCUGCUCAUCCUAGCAUUCCACCGACGAAUGACUGGGCGCUACCUGCGUCGGGCGACUGGCAACAGCCCAAUGGUCUCACACCUCCUGGGGAAGACGGUCAUUAUAACAACGUAGAAAACGGGCUGUACUGGCUCUGGGAUACCACAUGGAAUGGACUGUGA